AAGGGAACCAGUCACACCAGCGCACAGCAGACAUGGCAGCCGAGCGCGCCGGAGCGGCUCUCGAGGAAACGGACGAGGUACAUUCAUCAGAUUUGGAGUUUCAGGAACACGGUGGUAACAUCCAGAAGAGACAUGCCCGGGUUACCGUGAAGUACAACCGAAAGGAGCUGCAGAGGCGGCUGGACGUGGAGAAGUGGAUCGACGAGAGCCUGGAGCGGCUGUACGCGGGGCAGGAAGGUGACAUGCCAGAGGAGGUGAACAUUGACGACCUGAUUGGCCUGCCUAACGAUGAUGAGCGAGUCAAAAAGUUACAGGAGCUCCUUCGAACGUGCAACAACAACACAGAGGCCUUCAUCAGGGAUUUGGUGGUGAAGCUGGAGGGAGUUCACAAGCAGGAGGAGCUGCAGAGCAAAGGCAUCGAGCAUCCCAUCAUCAGCCACAGCCACUACCGCCACGAGCCCUACCACUUCAACAACCACCACUAACCCCACUUUAUUUGCAGCACUAUAAGCUGUAGCUCUCAAGUUUUCUCGACUGGAACACACUAUUUUAUCUUGCUCUUAUUGAUAUUACCCUCCUGUCCCCAAGUUAGAUGCAACAGUUCUGCACUAACUGAUCAAGUCACUGAAGGAAAACAACAACAAUAUCAUGUUUAACACUUUAGACACAUAUGACCAAUUAACAUUAGUUAGAUUAUGAUGUCAUGAAUGUUACAGUAUUUAUUGUCAUGUUCACAGUACAUGAAGAUGGAUCCAAGUGUGACACUGGAAGUAAUCCUGUUGCAUUGCUGACACACUGUUGCUUUUUAAUCAUCCAUCCCUUCUGUUUUUGAGACAGUGUUACUACUAUUUAAGUUGCAAAGUGACACUAGUCCUUUCAAUUGCAGGAAUUCUAAAUAAAAAUGUUUUUCUCUGUCGG
Molecule: messenger RNA, 918 nt
Organism: Trematomus bernacchii (emerald rockcod)
Lineage: Eukaryota; Metazoa; Chordata; Actinopteri; Perciformes; Nototheniidae
Gene: ppp1r14aa
Product: protein phosphatase 1, regulatory (inhibitor) subunit 14Aa
Exons: 4
Coding region: 33-485 (150 amino acids)
Biological process (GO): regulation of phosphorylation
Cellular component (GO): cytoplasm
Molecular function (GO): protein serine/threonine phosphatase inhibitor activity
Source: RefSeq, a predicted model, not a curated record